Ochotona princeps (American pika) is the source of this 2496-nucleotide messenger RNA. It is a transcript of the gene DPY19L3, whose product is annotated as dpy-19 like C-mannosyltransferase 3. Gene Ontology annotation, cellular component: nuclear inner membrane. NCBI's taxonomy places the organism in Eukaryota, Metazoa, Chordata, Mammalia, Lagomorpha, Ochotonidae. The transcript has 19 exons. The coding region runs from base 257 to 2410 and encodes 717 amino acids. The record is from RefSeq and is a predicted model, not a curated record. Gene Ontology annotation, molecular function: mannosyltransferase activity.
CCUCAGGGCGGUCGACGCCCCUCCAGCCUCCGCACACACCCCUCCCCGCCAUUUGCAGCGUGUGGCACAAAGCGCUGCCGCCGCCGUCGCCGGCUGCUCCUCCCUGUCCUCACGGCGCGCCUGCUGCGGCCCGCCGUGCGGCCCCGCUCCCGAGGCCCGGCCGGCCUCCCCGUGCUUCCCCGCCCGGAGCCGCGCGUGAGGACAGCUGAGGCCGCAGGAGUGCCUGGGAGAACGAUGCAUGUAGGUCUUUGACAGGAUGUUGUCCGUCGUCCGGCAGAGAAAAGAAGUAAAAACCACAGAAGUUUCUGAGCUUUUUCCAGAACAAGAGGAACAUGUGAAGUUGGGAAAUGCAGUGCCAUCUGGUUGUACCAAUGGAAGAUUAUGGAAGAUCGUGUCCUUUACAUUUGGUGGAACCGUGGCCCUUUGCAUGGGGCUUCUCACGUCUGUCUACCUUGCAACGUUACAUGAGAACGAUUUAUGGUUUUCUAAUAUUAAGGAAGUGGAGCGAGAAAUCUCAUUCAGAACGGAAUGCGGACUAUAUUACUCCUACUACAAGCAGAUGCUGCAGGCUCCAACCCUCGUACAAGGUUUUCAUGGCUUAAUAUAUGAUAACAAAACUGAAUCCAUGCGGACAAUUAACCUCCUUCAACGAAUGAAUAUUUACCAAGAGGUUUUUCUGAGCAUUUUGUAUAGAGUUCUUCCCAUACAGAAAUAUUUAGAGCCAGUUUAUUUUUAUAUUUACACUUUAUUUGGACUCCAAGCGAUCUAUGUCACAGCUCUUUAUGUAACCAGCUGGCUCCUUAGUGGUACCUGGCUCUCAGGGCUGUUGGCAGCCCUCUGGUACGUCGCCAACAGAAUAGAUACCACAAGAGUGGAGUUUACGAUCCCACUGCGGGAGAACUGGGCACUGCCAUUCUUCGCAAUUCAGAUAGCAGCAGUCACGUAUUUUCUGAGACCAAACUUACAGCCUCCUUCUGAAAGGCUGAUGCUUCUUGCCAUUUUCAUAUCAACUUUUCUCUUUAGUCUGACGUGGCAAUUUAAUCAAUUUAUGAUGUUGAUGCAAGCAUUAGUGCUGUUCGUCCUGGACUCCUUGGACAUGCUACCUGCAGUGAAGGCAACAUGGCUGUAUGGUAUACAGAUAGCAAGUUUACUGUUGGUCUGCAUUCUCCAGUUUUUUAAUUCCAUGAUUCUUGGAUCAUUGCUGAUCAGUUUUAACCUUUCAGUAUUAAUUGCAAGAAAACUUCAGAGAAACCUGAAAACUGGAAGCUUCCUUAAUCGGAUUGGGAAACUUUUAUUACAUUUAUUAAUAGUUCUGUGCUUCACGCUUUUUCUCAACAACAUUAUUAAGAAAAUUCUUAACUUGAAGUCAGAUGAACAUAUAUUUAAAUUUUUGAAGGCAAAAUUCGGGUUUGGAGCAACAAGGGAUUUUGAUGCUAAUCUCUACCUGUGUGAAGAAGCUUUUGGCCUCCUUCCUUUGAAUACCUUUGAGAGGCUCUCGGAGACGCUGCUUUUUUAUGCUUACGUAUUUGUUCUGUCCAUCACAGUGAUUGCGGCGUUAGUUGUUGCCUUUCACAAGCUCAGUGAUCCUGCAAACCAGCAAUCCGUGAGCAAAAUGGGAAAAUGCAUAGUGGACCUGAAGCCGGAAACAGCCUACAAUGUAAUCCAUACCAUCCUGUUUGGAUUCUUGGCACUGAGCACAAUGAGGAUGAAGUACCUCUGGACGUCACACAUGUGCGUGUUCGCAUCCUUUGGCUUGUGCAGUCCUGAGAUAUGGGAGUUGCUUUUGAAGUCGGUGCAUCUUUAUAGUCCAAGGAGGAUAUGUAUAAUACGCUAUUCAGUCCCGAUAGCAGUGCUGCUGUACCUGUGCUACAAGUUCUGGCCAGGAAUGAUGGAUGAGCUCUCCGAGUUGAGAGAAUUCUAUGACCCAGAUACAGUGGAGCUGAUGAACUGGAUUAAGUCUAAUACCCCAAGAAAGGCUGUAUUUGCCGGAAGCAUGCAGUUGCUGGCUGGAGUGAAGCUGUGCACAGGACGGACCUUAACCAACCACCCACACUACGAGGACAGCAGCCUGAGAGAGCGGACCAAGGCGGUUUACCAGAUAUAUGCAAAAAGGUCUCCAGAGGAAGUGCAUGCCCUCCUGAGGUCUUUCGGCACAGAUUACGUGAUCCUGGAAGACAGCAUCUGCUACGAGCGAAGGCACCACCGGGGCUGCCGCCUGCGGGACCUGCUGGACAUCGCCAAUGGCCACACGAUGGACGGCCCUGGAGAGAAUGAUCCUGACUUGAAGCCUGCGGACCACCCUCGCUUCUGCCAAGAGAUCAAAAGGAACCUGCCCUCCUACAAGGCCCACUUCACCCGAGUGUUCCAGAAUAAGACCUUCCACGUUUACAAGCUUUCCAAAAAGAAGUAACGGAUUCCUGCCCAGUCCUGCUCUGAUCCAGCGAGACAGCAUCACAGUGAGACCGAGCCGGCGCCGGUUCGCACAGAGCAGGCCGC